AUGGCGGUCACUAUCGAGGAGCUGUAUCGUAACUAUGGGAUCCUUGCUGACGCUAAGGACAACCUCAGCCAGCAUAAGGAUGCCUACCAGGUUAUUCUGGAUGGCGUCAAAGGUGGCCCAAAGGAGAAGCGUCUCGCUGCACAGUUCAUCCCAAAGUUUUUUAGCAGCUUUCCCGAACUUGCCGAUGCUGCCAUCAAUGCCCAGCUUGACCUCUGUGAAGAUGAAGAUGUGUCGAUAAGGCGACAGGCAAUCAAAGAGCUUCCACGUUUUGCGACCGGGGAGAACAUCCUCCGGGUCGCAGACAUACUCACCCAACUCCUCCAGACAGAGGACACUGCAGAGUUCAACCAAGUGAAUACGGCCCUUGUAUCGAUUUUCAAGAGUGAUGCCAAGGGUACACUCGGAGGGCUCUUCUCCCAGAUCCUGCAGGGGGAGGACGUGGUUCGGGAGCGAGCCAUCAAGUUCCUGUCUCUGAAAAUCAAGACCCUGCCCGAGGACGUCAUGACCAAGGAGGUGGAGGACUUCGUCUUUGCAGAGACUAAAAAGGUGUUGGAGGACGUGACGGGAGAGGAGUUUGUGCUGCUGAUGCGCGUGGUGUCGGGUCUGCGCAUACUGCAGACCGUGAGUGGCCGGCAACAACUGGUGGAGCUGGUGGUGGAACAGGCCUUCCUGGAGCAGGCGCUCAACCCUGCCGACCCGGACACGGUGGACCGUCUCCUGCAGUGUACACGCCAGGCCCUGCCUCUCUUCUCGAAAAAUGUCCACUCAACGCGGUUUGUGACCUACUUCUGUGAACAUGUCCUGCCCAACCUCAGCAAAUUGACCACCCCGGUUGCUGACCUGGAUAUUCAGCUAGAGGUUCUGAAGCUGCUGGCUGAGAUGAGCCCGUAUUGUGGCGAUAUGGAGAAGUUGGAGUCCAACCUCAACAUGUUGUUCACCAAGCUGGUGGAGUAUAUGCCCCUGCCCCCAGACGAGGCAGAGAAUGGGGAGAAUGCGGUCAGUGAAGAACCCAAGUUGCAGUUCAGCUACGUGGAGUGUCUCCUGUUUGGCUUCCAUCAGCUGGGCAAAAAGCUGCCUGACUUCCUGCUGGACAAGGUGGAGGCCGAGCAGCUCAAAGACUUCAAGAUCAGGUUACAGUACUUUGCCAGAGGCCUGCAGGUUUACAUCAGACAGCUACGGGUGGCGCUACAAGGAAAGACGGGAGACUCAUUGAAAACUGACGAGAAUAAGAUCAAAGUGGUGGCUCUCAAGAUUACCAACAACAUCAAUGUACUGAUCAAGGAUCUGUUCCACAAUCCACCAUCAUACAAGAGCACAGUCACAUUGAGCUGGAAGCCGGUGCAGAAAAUGGAGGCAGCAGCAGCAGCACCCAAGCGACCGUCUGGUGAGGAGAUCAGCCCAGUCAGCACUAUCAAGAAGCAGCUCCCUGUGCUGCCCCGGCGGGACGCCCGGCAGAUCUACAACCCUCCCAGUGGCAAAUACAGCGCCACCAUCGGCACCUAUGCUCCAGAGACGCGUGGAGGCUUCAGAGGUGGCCGGGGACGAGGGUUUGGAACCCGUGGCAACAGAAGCCGAGGCAGGAUCUACUAAAGGGGGACCCUGACACCUUGCACACGCAAACACACACUGAUUGAACUGCAGAGUGUGGAAGGGAACUGCUGUCAUCCUUUUUUAACCAGUCUCUUCACCUGUUCUUUCUGCCUCUUCUGAUUUUUUUUUUGAUUUUUUUUUUCACGUUCUAAAUCUCACUCACAGUAAACUGGCUAGGAUUCUUGUACAAACCUGUUGCUUCAACUUAACAUGCCACCCUCAUGUUCACCAUCCCUGUGGUUUACCAUCCCCAUGGUAGUUCGAUGUGGGUUUCAUUGAACAAAGGACUGCCACGUUUUAUCUGGAUUUUAAUUGUUUCCUUUUUAGAAAAAAAAGAUGCAAACUGUCACUUAUUUAAUCCUUGUUUUUGUAAGAAUUUCACUUAGAUUGGCUAGAUGUUGGUACUUUGUAUGAAUCCUUUUUUUUGUGAUUACUUUUUUAUGUCUAUCAUCAUAAACUUGUAUCGAAGUCUCAAGUGGUCUUUUUUUGUGUAUCAGUUAAUGGUUUGGCUAAUCCGCUUAGUCCAAAGCAAAUGUCUGCUACUGAAACGUCUGAUUUAUGCACCGUAUCUUAAACAUGUAAAGUUAAUAAAAAAUGAUGUGGCCACCAGCCUGUUCCUAACCAGCAAAUGUAGCAAUUGUGAUGCAUGGAACUACUAAAGCACUUGGUUUGAAUUGGGUUUGUUACAAUUAUGGCUUAUUGAUAUGGUAGGCAAACCAUUACCAUGGUGGAUAAACAGGACACUUUGUGUUGUUGUGGUAGUAAAUAUUGUAAUGACUCUUGAAGGAAUGGCCUCUUGGCAAUGUCAGUUCUGUUAAUGUGUUGGUUAGGCUUGGGAGAUGUUUCUGAAUAUCAAAGGGUUAACUUUGUCAAGUAUUUAUUGGUUGCAUCCUUGCUGGGAACCAGAUGUAUUAAUUUCCUACAAUUUCUAUCCCCCAAUGAAGGUGUGCUAGUGUUUGCAUGUUUUUUAAUUCAAUGACUAGUGUUAAAACAAUUUUGGAUUAAAGGCAGUUACUGGGUAGACAA
Molecule: messenger RNA, 2616 nt
Organism: Gadus morhua (Atlantic cod)
Lineage: Eukaryota; Metazoa; Chordata; Actinopteri; Gadiformes; Gadidae
Gene: api5
Product: apoptosis inhibitor 5
Exons: 14
Coding region: 1-1590 (529 amino acids)
Biological process (GO): negative regulation of apoptotic process
Cellular component (GO): nucleus
Molecular function (GO): RNA binding
Source: RefSeq, a predicted model, not a curated record